This is a messenger RNA of Amaranthus tricolor (Joseph's coat), 609 nucleotides long. RefSeq lists its product as uncharacterized. The coding region runs from base 69 to 323 and encodes 84 amino acids. The transcript has 2 exons. NCBI's taxonomy places the organism in Eukaryota, Viridiplantae, Streptophyta, Magnoliopsida, Caryophyllales, Amaranthaceae. The record is from RefSeq and is a predicted model, not a curated record.
AGAGCUUAAAAUUAAAUUAUUAGAACAUUAAUUAAUUAGUUGAAUUAUUACAAAUUACAUUGGCAAGAAUGGCAACAAAAUGUAAAAUAAGGGUCGAAAACAUCUUCACUCAUGUGAUGAUAUGUGUUAUGGUAUUAUCCUCCACAGUACCAAGCGAAGCACGACGUGGUUAUUACGGACCAGUGCAAUCUCCACCUCCUCCAAGGCCUAAUGUAUGUCCAGCUUGUGUGUGUUGCACACCAGCACCACCUGGUGUUUGCUGCGGUUGCUGUUCUUUUCCUAUUGAAGAUCCACCACCGCCUCUUGCCGUGUCUUCACCUUGAUUAAAUUACCGUACCUGCCGCCUGCCUUCCUUAUAUUCUAAUUGUUCAAUAUAUAAAAUCAUUUUAUAUAUUAUGAUCAGAUGCUUUUGUAUUUUGUUAAAGUUAAGUAAUAUUAAUGUCUUACUAAAAGUCAUAUAAUAAAAAUGUUUGACUAAAAAUAAAAAAUGUUAUUCAAGCAUUAAUUUGAUGUAUUCCGAGCUUAAUAUAGUAUCCAAGCUUUUUGGAUAUUAUUGUUAUAUAUGAAUGUGAAUUAGUUAGAUGAAUAAGAUUUUUUUUAUAAUGUAUU